UUUGAGAAGUUGUUGUGUAAAAUUUUUGCUCUCUUCCUUUCAAAUCGACGACGACGUCUGUGUGAGAUUGGAAUCGCGUCGCGUUCUCAUUCUUUGUUUCCCUUUCGUUUUCAAACGUACAAAGACACACCAGCCAGCUAAAAAGGCCAAUUUGCGUUAGAUCCAAGGAGAGAGAGAAAGCGACGUAAUAGAUUUUCAAGCAAAUUGUUCGAACGAUCGAGGAAGGUACAAAACCAUGGUGAUCAUCAGUUAAGAGCCAUUGUGGGAGUAAGAGCAGAGUGAAUCGAAUGGAUAAGAAGAAGAAUCGUGCUGAUCCACUCGCUGCUGGGCGACAGAAGCUUCAACAGUUUCGUCAAAAGAAGGCUGACAAAAGCACUGAUCAUAAAAAGGACCCCAAGGGCAGUACAAGCCAAGGAAAAUCCUCCAAAAAAUCUGGUAAGAAGCAUGAGCCUAAACCUGACACUGGUGGUGUCAGUGACGAGGCAGAAGCUCCGUCUGAUGUGGCUGUAGGAGGAGCUUCAUCUCAUGUGAAUAUUGGUGAGGAGGCUGUUGAUCCUCCACCGACUUCUCUAAAUGCAGCAGCUAACAGUGAUGUUUCAGCUGACACGCUUCAGCCAGGAAACACCACAGCAACUUCUGACACUAAUGGUGUCAGUGACGAGGCAGAAGCUCCGUCUGAUGUGGCUGUAGGAGGAGCUUCAUCUCAUGUGAAUAUUGGUGAGGAGGCUGUUGAUCCUCCACCGACUUCUGUAAAUGCAGCAGCUAACAGUGAUGUUUCAGUUGACACGCUUCAGCCAGGAAACACCACAGCAACCUCUGACACUAGUGGUGUCAGUGAUGAGGCAGAAGCUCGGUCUGAUGUGGCUGUAGGAGGAGCUUCAUCUCAUGUGGAUAUUGGUGAGGAGGCUGUUGAUCCUCCACCGACUUCUGUAAAUGCAGCAGCUAACAGUGAUGUUUCAGUUGACACGCUUCAGCCAGGAAACACCACAGCAACUUCUGACACUAGUGGUGUCAGUGACGAGGCAGAAGCUCCGUCUGAUGUGGCUGUAGGAGGAGCUUCAUCUCAUGUGAAUAUUGGUGAGGAGGCUGUUGAUCCUCCACCGACUUCUGUAAAUGCAGCAGCUAACAGUGAUGUUUCAGUUGACACGCUUCAGCCAGGAAACACCACAGCAACUUCUGACACUAGUGGUGUCAGUGACGAGGCAGAAGCUCCGUCUGAUGUGGCUGUAGGAGGAGCUUCAUCUCAUGUGGAUAUUGGUGAGGAGGCUGUUGAUCCUCCACCGACUUCUGUAAAUGCAGCAGCUAACAGUGAUGUUUCAGUUGACACGCUUCAGCCAGGAAACACCACAGCAACUUCUGACACUAGUGGUGUCAGUGACGAGGCAGAAGCUCCGUCUGAUGUGGCUGUAGGAGGAGCUUCAUCUCAUGUGGAUAUUGGUGAGGAGGCUGUUGAUCCUCCACCGACUUCUGUAAAUGCAGCAGCUAACAGUGAUGUUUCAGUUGACACGCUUCAGCCAGGAAACACCACAGCAACCUCUGACACUAGUGGUGUCAGUGAUGAGGCAGAAGCUCGGUCUGAUGUGGCUGUAGGAGGAGCUUCAUCUCAUGUGGAUAUUGGUGAGGAGGCUGUUGAUCCUCCACCGACUUCUGUAAAUGCAGCAGCUAACAGUGAUGUUUCAGUUGACACGCUUCAGCCAGGAAACACCACAGCAACUUCUGAUAGUGGAGAUGAACCGAGAAAAGAAGUAGCGAAUUCCGAAAAUGAUAUCAGCGUAGCAUUGUCCACGGAAGAAGGGAAUGUGAAGAGUAUCGACAUUGGAGCGGCUGGCGCAGUAGAUUCUUUGACGUCUGACCCUGCAGAUACCGAGAAGAGAGUUACUCAUGUGGAUGUUGGUGAGGAGGCAGAAGCUCCGUCUGAUGUGGCUGUAGGAGGAGCUUCAUCUCAUGUGGAUAUUGGUGAGGAGGUUGUUGAUCCUCCACCGACUUCUGUAAAUGCAGCAGCUAACAGUGAUGUUUCAGUUGACACGCUUCAGCCAGGAAACACCACAGCAACUUCUGAUAGUGGAGAUGAACCGAGAAAAGAAGUAGCAAAUUCCGAAAAUGAUAUCAGCGUAGCAUUGUCCACGGAAGAAGAGAAUGUGAAGAGUAUCGACAUUGGAGCGGCUGGCGCAGUAGAUUCUUUGACGUCUGACCCUGCAGAUACCGAGAAGGGAGUUACACAUGACGAUGCAGAGGAGUCCCUUGUGGCCCUACGAUCUGAGUUACAAAAGAGAUCUAAUGAACUUGAACAAUCAGAACAGAGGUUAUUAUCUACUAGAGAGAAGCUUAGCAUAGCUGUUGCAAAAGGAAAAGGUCUGAUUGUUAACCGUGACAAUCUCAAGCAGUUGUUGGCCGAAACCUCUGCUGAACUUCAGAGGUGCUCAGAGGAACUGAGUUUGAAGGACACAAAGCUUAAGGAAGUAGAAGUAAAGCUUAAGACUUAUACAGAGGCAGGUGAACGUGUGGAGGCUUUAGAAUCUGAGCUUUCUUACAUCCGAAACUCAGCUACUGCACUUCGAGAAUCCUUUCUUCUCAAAGACUCUCUGCUUCACAGAAUUGAAGAAAUUUUGGAAGAUUUGGAUCUCCCAGAGCAUUUUCAUGCUCAAGAUAUACUCGACAAGGUGGAGUGGCUAGCAAGAUCAGCUAACGGCAGCUCUUUACGCCCCUCUGAUUGGGAUCAGAAGGGUUCUGAUGGAGGUGCUGGAUAUGUUCCCUCUGAACCCUGCAGGGAGGAUGGUCAAACUGGCACAAGUUCUGAGAAUAACUUAAGGAUCAAAUUCGAGGAACUCCAAGGGAAGUUUUAUGGAUUGGCUGAACAUAAUGAAAUGCUGGAGCAGUCCUUGAUGCACAGGAAUAAUUUAAUUCAGAGAUGGGAAGCGCUCCUAGGGAAUAUUGAUAUGCCUCUACAGCUGAAGUCCAUGGAAGUGGAAAACAAGAUCGAGUGGCUUGCAAGUACAAUAUCAGAGGCUGCACAUGAGAAGUAUACUCUCCAGCAGAAGAUUGAUAACCUUGAAGUCUAUUGUCAAUCACUAACUGCUGAUUUGGAAGUCUCACAAAAGCAAGUAAGUGACGUCGAGGCAAAUCUUCGAUCUGUUGAUCAUGAGAGGAUAAGUCUUUCUGAAAGAUUUGAAACUCUGAAUGGGCAUCAAGAUAAUCUUUCUGCGAGGGCCACUCACCUUGAAGUUGAGAAUGAGGAACUGAAGAAUCAAGUUAAAGAUCUGCAUGGAAAAUUGGUUGAGAAACUUGGGAAUGAAGAACAACUUCAGACUCUUGAAGGAGACCUAUUGAGUUUGAGAGACACGAUUACUGAUGUUAUAGAGGAAGAUGGCUUGCAGGAUUUGGCUGUAGCAAGUAAUUCUGAGACCUUGGAUGUACUUCUGAGAAAGCUGAUAGACUAUUAUAAGAACUUGGUUAAAUCUAGUUUGCCACGUGAAAGAGAUGAUAGCUUCUGUGAAACUCGUUCAUCAAAUGCUGAUGUUAGAAGCGGAGAGUCAUUGGGUACACAUGAAGCAACUUCUCAUGGGCACCAUCCUGAAAAUAUAGUCGAAGCAGCAAGUAGAGACAUAACAGUGGUAGAGUCGCCUGAUGUAGCUUCCCUAACAAAAGAUCUGGAUGAAGCACUGCGUGUUCAGAAGCUGGUGAGGGAAGAAAGGGAUUUGUACAUGGAAAAACAGCAAUCCUUGAUUGCUGAAAAUGAGGCACUUGAUAAGAAAAUCAUAGAACUGCAGGAGUUCCUUAAACAAGAAGAGCAGAAGUCAGCUUCUGCAAGAGAGAAGUUAAACGUAGCUGUCAGGAAAGGGAAAGCUUUGGUCCAACAAAGGGAUAGCCUGAAACAAACUAUUGAGGAGAUGAACGCUGAGCAUGGUCGCCUAAAAUCAGAGGUUAUCAAACGAGACGAAAUGCUUUUGGAAAAUGAAAAGAAAUUUAGGGAGUUGGAAUCUUACACUGUGAGGGUAGAAGUCCUAGAGUCCGAGUGCCAAUUGUUGAGAAAUCAUUUGCAAGAAACAGAAAAUAUUCUGCAGGAAAGAAGUGAUACGUUGAGCAUGACGUUGAACGCGUUGAAUCACAUUAAUAUUGGUGAUGAAGGUGACAGAUAUGACCCUGUUCUGAAGCUUCAACGGAUCUCGCAACUGUUUCAGAAUAUGAGUACUGCUGUGUCUUCUGCUGAGCAGGAAUCAAUAAAAUCUAGAAGAGCAGCUGAGUUACUACUUGCUGAGGUGAACGAGGUUCAAGAGAGAAACGAUAGUAUGCAAGAGGAGCUAUCAAAAUGUACCUAUGAAAUUGAGCAACUUUCCAGAGAGAAGGAUGCAGCGGAGGCUGCAACAGUUGAAGCCAUAUCACGUUUUGAAAAUUUGUCAAUGGUCAACAUUGAAGAAAAGAAGAAGCUAUGUGAUCAGGUGUUGUCCGUUGGAACUAAUGUGAACAGUCUGAGGAAAAUAGUCGCAGGUACAAACAGUUGCCUAGCUGAUAUCUUCACCAUGAAUGAAGAGUUUCUGCAUCAUCUGAAGGCAAAUAUGGAAUCAUGUGCAAAGCAAACUGGUACUAAUUUGUCUGGCUGGCCUCAAGGUAGCAAAGGGAAUUUUGUAGACAAGGAAAUCUUUUCACGCUUGAGUGCUGCCUUGUCCAACGUCAACUUGCAUGAAAAUUCAAAUGCUGGAAACAUUACGGAAAUUUGUGGUUCUCUCUCGCGAAACCUUGAUCAGUUUGUGGCAGAUGUUAGCCAUCUCGAAGAGAAUGUAAGCAAGCACUUGGCAUCAUGGCAAGAACAGGUCAACACUGUAUCCACCAGUAUUGAUACCUUUUUCAAGUCAAUAGGAACAGGAACAGACUCAGAAAUUGCUGCUUUGGGUGAAAAAGUUUCCUUGCUUCAUGGAGCAUGUUCCAGCGUGUUGGCGGAAAUUGAAAGCCGUAAGGCCGAACUGGUUGGAAACGACAAUUUCAACAUGAGCCUCCAUCAAGUAGAAGAGGAUUUUUCGUCCAUGGAGUCUGUCAGGGCCAUGGUAAGUAGGGUAUCAUCAGCCGUUAAAGAGCUUGUUGUAGCAAAUGCUGAGACUGUGGAAAGAAAUGAAAAGGAGAUGAAGGUUAUCAUUGCCAAUUUGCAAAGGGAGCUGCACGAAAAGGACAUCCAAAAUGACAGGAUGUGCAAUGAACUUGUGGGUCAAGUUAAGGAAGCCCAGGCCGGUGCUAAAAUCUUUGCAGAAGAUCUUCAAUCUGCAAGUGCCCGGAUGCAUGAUAUGCAAGACCAGCUGAGUAUUUUGGUGCGGGAACGGGAUUCUUUGAAGAGGAGAGUAAAGGAGCUGCAAGAAGGGCAGGCCUCACAGUCAGAGUUACAGGAGAAGGUCACAUCGCUUAGCAACCUUCUUGCUGCAAAAGACCAAGAAAUCGAGGCAUUAAUGCAAGCGCUUGACGAGGAAGAGUCUCAGAUGGAGGAUCUGAAACACAGGGUUACUGAAUUAGAACAGGAAGUGCAACAGAAGAACCUGGAUCUGCAGAAAGCUGAAGCUUCUCGUGGGAAGAUUUCCAAAAAGCUAUCAAUUACUGUGGAUAAGUUCGAUGAGCUCCAUCAACUCUCUGAAAAUCUACUUGCUGAAAUCGAGAAACUUCAACAACAAGUGCAAGAUCGGGAUACCGAGGUUUCUUUCUUAAGACAAGAAGUCACUAGGUGCACUAACGAGGCUCUUGUUGCUUCGCAGAAGGACACUAAGAGAGAUUCCGAAGAGAUCGAAGCUGUACUGUCUUGGUUCAACACAAUAGCUUCACUAAUUGGUCUAGAAGAUUCACCUUCCACCGAUGCUCAGAGUCACGUAAACCUCUACAUGGAGCCACUUGAAAAAAGGAUAGCGUCUAUGCUAUCUGAAAUGGAAGAGUUACGGCUGGUGGGACAAAGCAAGGAUUCGUUGCUUGAAGCAGAGAGGAGUAGAGUGGCUGAGCUCAGACAGAAAGAAGCAGCUCUUGAGAGAAUACUACAUGAGAAGGAAUCGCAACCAAACAUGUCAACGUCCGAGAUCGUUGAAGUGGAACCUCUGAUAAAUAAGCGGACGACAAGUGGAGCAUCGAUCCCAUCUCAAGUUCGGAGUUUGCGUAAAGGAAACAACGAUCAAGUCGCCAUUAGUAUAGAUGCAGAUCAACCUGAUGAAAGCCUGAGCUUAGAAGAUGACGAUGAUAAAGCUCAUGGAUUUAGAUCGCUCACCACGUCAAGAGUCGUUCCAAGAUUCACAAGACCAGUGACAAACAUGAUCGAUGGUUUAUGGGUAUCGUGUGACCGGACGCUUAUGAGACAACCUGCAUUACGGUUAGGGAUAAUGAUAUACUGGGCCAUACUGCAUGCUCUUUUGGCUAGUUUCGUCGUCUAACGAAAACUUUUAAUCUCGUGGUUUAUUCGCUCUGGAGCAGGCUCAGAGUGGUCACUAUAUGUUUUUUGUUGGUCUUGCUAUUCAUUGUUUAGCUUUUUAUUAACCAAGCAAACGGUGGUUUCGCCAUUUUUUUAUUGAUCAGAAUCACAUGCUGCUUGGCUUUACAACCGAAUAAGUAAAGAGUUUUAUGCAUUAGCUGUUGAAAUAUAUUAGACAAAGACUAUAUAUGAUUGUUCAUUUUUUCCC
This is a messenger RNA of Brassica napus (rape), 6638 nucleotides long. Its product is annotated as trans-Golgi network-localized SYP41-interacting protein 1. The transcript has 9 exons. The record is from RefSeq and is a predicted model, not a curated record. Bases 288 to 6392 code for a protein of 2034 amino acids. NCBI's taxonomy places the organism in Eukaryota, Viridiplantae, Streptophyta, Magnoliopsida, Brassicales, Brassicaceae.